AUGAUGUGCCCAUGGCAGUUUGUGUUCAAACCCCAUGCUGCUAAGAAGCAGCCCUCUGAAGAGAAGGAUAUCAAUAACAACGUAGAGAAAAAUGGGAAGAUCUAUGGCUUAGAAAAUGAUGAUGCCAAAUUAUAUGAUCCAAGCAAGAAGCAGAUAGCGACGCCACCUAUCAUAACUUCCGCAAAGGCCAGCGAUGUGAGAGAGAACCCCCCCCCAAAUGGUAUCAAGGCUUCAAACCAAAUAUCAAGAUGUCCAAGACAUGUAAAAGUAAGAAACUUGGAAAAUGGAUCCAGCUUUCUUGACACAUUACACCUGACAGCAAAGGAGGUUGUCAACUGCCGGACCAAAGCCUGCCAAGGGUCACUCAUGACGCCGAAGAGCCUGGUGAGAGGUACUAGGGAUGGGCCAGUUCCACCUGCAGAGCUUUUACCUCAGGCAAUAGACUUUAUCAAGCAGUACUACAGUUCAUUUAAAGAGCCAAAAAUAGAAGAACACCUGGUGCGACUGGAAACAGUGACCAAGGAGAUAGAAACAACAGGAACCUACCAUCUGACAAAGGAUGAGCUGAUCUUUGCUGCCAAGCAGGCCUGGAGGAACGCGCCUAGGUGUAUUGGGAGAAUCCAGUGGUCCAAUCUGCAGGUAUUUGAUGCACGUGAUUGUAAAACAGCGAAGGAAAUGUUUGAGCAUAUCUGUCGUCAUGUUCAGUAUGCCACAAACAAUGGAAAUAUAAGAUCAGCCAUCACUAUCUUCCCCCAGAGAACUGAUGGGAAACACGAUUUCCGUGUCUGGAACAGCCAGCUCAUCCGAUAUGCUGGAUAUCAAAUGCCAGAUGGGUCUAUUGUAGGAGACCCUGCCAGUGUGGAGUUCACGCAGUUGUGCAUUGAGCUUGGGUGGAAGCCGAAAUAUGGCCGCUUUGAUGUGGUUCCACUCAUUCUCCAAGCAAACGGACAAGACCCAGAAAUAUUUGAAUUCCCGCCAGAAAUUGUCCUCGAAGUGCCAAUGGAACAUCCAAAGUAUGAGUGGUUUAAGGAGCUGGAUCUGAAGUGGUAUGCGCUGCCUGCUGUUGCCAACAUGCUGCUUGAGGUGGGAGGCCUGGAGUUUACUGGGUGUCCGUUCAACGGCUGGUACAUGGGGACAGAGAUAGGAGUGCGAGACUUCUGUGAUGUGCAGCGAUACAACAUCCUGAAGGAGGUAGGAAGAAGAAUGGGACUGGAAACAAACAAACUUUCAUCAUUAUGGAAAGACCGAGCUGUUGUAGAGAUAAAUGUGGCUGUGCUUUAUAGCUUCCAAAAACAAAAUGUGACUAUCAUGGAUCACCACUCAGCUGCCGAGUCCUUUAUGAAAUACAUGCAGAAUGAGUACCGUGCGCGAGGAGGCUGCCCAGCUGACUGGGUGUGGAUUGUGCCUCCUAUGUCAGGGAGCAUAACCCCCGUGUUCCACCAGGAGAUGCUGAACUAUGUCCUCACUCCCUUCUAUUACUACCAGGUGGAUGCAUGGAAAACACAUAUCUGGCAUGAUGAGACCCGGAGGCCAAAGAAAAAAGAAAUAAAGUUUAGCAUGUUGGCAAAGGCUGUAUUCUUUGCAUCUUCACUCAUGCGACGAACAAUGGCAACCAGGUCCAAGGUCACUGUAAUCUAUGCAACAGAGACUGGGAAAUCCGAAACACUGGCCAACAACCUGUGCAGCUUGUUCAACUGUGCCUUCAGCACUAAGAUUCUGUGCAUGGAUGAGUACAAUAUCUGUGACCUGGAAAAAGAAACACUUCUUUUGGUGGUUACUAGCACUUUUGGAAAUGGAGAUUCUCCAAAUAAUGGAAAGACCUUGAAGAACGCCUUGCUCACCCUGAAGUUGCUGAGAAAAAAAAUUAGAUAUGCUGUGUUUGGCUUGGGGUCCAGCAUGUAUCCAGAGUUCUGUGCCUUUGCUCAUGCCAUUGACCAAAAACUGGCCCAGCUAGGGGCUGCUCAGCUCCUUCCCAUAGGUGAAGGAGAUGAACUCAAUGGGCAAGAAGAAGCCUUUCGCACAUGGGCAAUCAGUGCAUUCAAGACUGCCUGUGACGUUUUUAACAUCCGUGGGAAAAACAGUAUUCAGUUGCCUGAGAUAUAUACCUCUGAUGACAGCUGGGAUCCGAAGAAUUACAGGGUAGUGCGUGACUCUCAAACCAUGGACUUGGUUAAAGCACUUGCAAACAUUCAUGCCAAGGAUAUAAUUCCCAUGAAGCUGAAAUUCAGACAGAAUCUUCAAAGUUUAAAGUCCAGUCGUGUUACCAUUCUGGUUAAGCUUUCCUGUGAGACUAAUCAGGAAGUGCGCUACCUGCCUGGAGAACACAUCGGGAUUUUCCCAGGCAACCAGCCCGAAUUAGUCCAUGGCCUCAUUGCACGUGUCAAGGAUGCCCCUCCGGCUGAUCAGACUAUCAGACUUGAAACCUGCACUGAUGGUGGCUACUGGACAAGUGACAAAAAGAUUCCAGCCUGCACACUCUCCGAGGCUUUGACAUACUUGCUUGAUAUCACUACUCCACCCUCCCAACAACUGCUAAAAAAACUCUCCCAGCUAGUAACAGCAGAAGGAGACAAGCAGAGACUGGAAGUUUUGUGUCAGAGCACAGAAGAAUACAAUAAAUGGAAGUUUUACAACAGCCCGAACAUCCUGGAGGUCCUGGAAGAGUUUCCUUCUGCAGAGGUCUCAACAGCUUUCUUACUGACUCAGCUGCCAUUCCUGAAACCCAGGUACUACUCUGUCAGUUCCUCCUGUGACAUGACACCCAGAGAGAUUCAUCUGACGGUUGCAGUUGUAAACUACAGGACAAGAGGUGGACAAGGGCCUUUGCACCAUGGAGUUUGCACCACAUGGCUGAAAACAAUAGCUCUGAAUGGAAUAGUUCCGUGCUUUGUGCGCAGUGCUAAUGAAUUCCACCUCCCAGAGGAGCCAACCAAGCCAUGCAUCCUGAUCGGCCCAGGAACGGGAAUUGCUCCUUUCAGAAGUUUCUGGCAGCAGCGCCUCUAUGACUUGGAAAGGAAAGGGAUCAAAGGUGGUGACAUGACGUUGCUGUUUGGCUGCCGGCGGCCAGACAUGGAUCACAUCUACAGGGAAGAGACUGAGGAAAUGAAGAGGAAGGGAGUCCUGAAGGAAGUCUACACAGCUUACUCCAGACAACCUGGCCAAGCUAAAGUCUAUGUUCAAGACAUUCUUCAAAGCAAGUUGGAGAAAAAAGUGUGCAACCUCCUGCAUAAUGAGAAAGGGCAUCUGUACGUCUGUGGGGACGUACGCAUGGCUAAGGAUGUUGCUCAGACUUUGAAAGGGAUGCUUGCAAAAAAUCUGAACCUCAGUGAGCAGCAGGCAGAGGAGUAUUUCUUCCAGCUAAAGAGCCAAAAGCGAUACCAUGAAGAUAUAUUUGGGGCUGUAUUCCCACAUGAAGUCAAAGGAGGUGUAAGAGCUUUGCAACCCACCAGUCCAAGGAUGAAUCAACUUAUGUUUUAG
This is a messenger RNA of Pterocles gutturalis (yellow-throated sandgrouse), 3477 nucleotides long. It is a transcript of the gene NOS2, whose product is annotated as nitric oxide synthase 2, inducible. The transcript has 26 exons. The record is from RefSeq and is a predicted model, not a curated record. NCBI's taxonomy places the organism in Eukaryota, Metazoa, Chordata, Aves, Pterocliformes, Pteroclidae. Gene Ontology annotation, molecular function: heme binding; flavin adenine dinucleotide binding; FMN binding. Gene Ontology annotation, biological process: nitric oxide biosynthetic process. The coding region runs from base 1 to 3477 and encodes 1158 amino acids.